UUUUUUUUUUUUUUUACCUCGAUUGACCUAGAAUAAAAGUUUAGACAGAUAUGCCUAAUGCGUUUAGCACAUGGCCAUCACAAUCGGCCAUCAUGGAUUGCUGGAGUCAUCAAGCAAUGAAUAUUUGGAAAACAAGAGAGUAACCACUGUUACAAUGCUGCUAUCAAUUAACUGACACCAUAAUCAAAUGGCUUGGAGAACAUAACCAUGAUACAUUAACCCAAAAUGGAGUUAAAAUAACUGUCCACAAAUGUGGACACCAUGCAUGAAAGGUUUUAAUAAAGAUAAUAUUUUACUGAGACAGAAAUCAAUCAAAUGGUAUUUAGUAACAUUCAGAAACAUAUUAUUCACACAUGGUGACAGGGUUCAUCUUAGCUGCAAGACGAAGUGAGUCCCCAAUAAUUGAUGCCAGUCUUACACAGAAAGCAAAAUGCAUCAAAACUGAAGAAAUCACUGUGUCUCAUCUCAUGAUCAUCCGACCCAUUACUCAUCUGCUGACCUUGGGUUUGCUCUGCACCUUCCACAGAUGUUUACACAUGUUGUUUACUUAAGUGGACUGUUAAACAAACCCCCUUCACAUGAACUCUAUGAAAACACUCAAACCGGCUGAAUUGUAACACACUUGUUUUCACUUAACUCCCAAGCACAUACUCUAUAUAUGAAAUGGAAUAUCAUGGAUAUAUUUAUGCCACACAUGUAAAUAUGGAUUAAUUCUAUACAUGUUGCCACCAUAGUCAUAAUAUUUCUCAGUCUGAGCUUGAUGACACUCACCAUACUCACCUCAGUUCCUGGAUAAGGACGCCUUGACAUCUUCUGACAAUAACUUUGUUCUAAGCUGUUUUGUCUCCUGCCAUUCACUGGUAAAAUUUGUCAGUUCUUUGUUUCCAUGAACUGUAAUGCGCGCUCUCCAAUUUUCUCAUGGCCUGUUCAUAUUGAUUAAUCAUUCUUUUUCUCUGGCUUCCACCAUUUUCCUCCAUACUUUUGGCAAUAACCGCAUCUCUGGCCUCACCAGAGAUGCCAAGUCUGAAGUCUCUGAAACCUCUCUGUGAUCUAUAUUAACCUUAUAUAAUUUUAUAUACAUAAUCUGUAUAUCUGAUUUAUGUACUAUAUUAUAACUGUUUUAACUACAUUUUCUAAGCUGUCCUGUCCUAUUUUUAGCACCUGGAGGUUGGUCUGGAGGCCGGAAACAAAGUUGGAACCCUUCAGAGGUCAGGCUGAUUGUUGCAGCUCAGGAGGAACAGGCAGCAUGGGAACAGCAGAUUGCUGCAGUACAGGAAUUUGACACUGCGACCUCACCAACCACGUGAAGCUGCCACGCCUGCAGCCGCUGUGCGUAAAGACCGCAACAUCAGCCGUUACACGAGAGCAGAGAGAGGAUGCAGGAACCGAGGUGAGCCUGUGCGGGGGAGCCGCUUUGACUAAACAGCCUAGAAUCUAAGUAGAGUGGGUGGAGUUAAUGAUGCUGUAAGUACAGGAGAAGGUGUUGCCUUCACACACCAAAGCCAUGCGUAAGAAGUGUGACCGGUGAGGAGGAUGCUGGAGCAUGAGGCAGGAGCAGACAUGCGACUGGUCCGUCAGAUCAAUACAGGUAUGAAGAUCCAGGCCGGCAGCGAGCACAUGGGCUGCAGCAAGGUCGGAGAAAAUCAGGAGAACCAGGUCAUCUGUUUGCAAUGUCAAGACGAGGUGGUGCGGGUUUCUCCGGGAAGUCCGCGUCGCUCCAUCGCGACGCGCCUCUCAUCCGGAUCCGCAGACCGUGAGCCCAGCAGUAGCAGCUAUAAUGUCUCUUCAGGAACCUUCUACAGCUGUGUCAGUCAGAUCACCAUCGGAUUUGACCUCGGGGGUCAAGUGGCCAUCGGGUUCUCCCACUGGAAGAGUCCUUUCCCAGCGAGCGGCCAGAAUCUCCCCAGUCCAGACUGCGUUCACUCUGAGGCCUCCGCCGUCCCACCCAUCAGCGAGCAUCUCGAACCGGUGUCCUGCCCAGCGUCGCUGUCAAUCACCCCACUGCCCACCUUCAGUGCCAGUCAGGAGACGCUCUGCGACAGUAGCACGAGUGUGAGUUUAUCUCUACAUGGGUCUGAGCCCCAGCGGCAGAGCCCCCACCGACGCAGAGUCCCGCUGCGGCCCUCGGCCUCAGGCUACCAGGCAGCGGACAGGCCUCUCGCCUUCUCCUCCCGUGGGAAGGCAGACAUCAUGGAGGAAUCCUCGGUUGAAGCCCUGGACUCCAGCACUCAAGACGAUGUGCCCCCCCUGGCUGUGAAGGGUGUUAAUGUGCUGCUUGAGAGAGAACGGUCCGAAGGCAUCAGCAGCCCGUCCAGAGAUGACGACUCCACCAUGCUGAACGCGGGAACCCACAGCAGCAUCCUGGACGACAACACUAAGUCCGAUUCUGGCCUCCCAGAGGGGAGGAGUAAGUCCAGCGGCCUUUGCUUCAGCGAUGGAAAGUGCCGCAUUGACUACAUCCUGGUUUACAGGAAAUCCAGCUCACAAUCAGAGAAGAGGGAGAUAUUUGAGCGGAAUAUCCGUGCAGAGGGCUUACAGAUGGAAAAGGAGGCCUCUUUAACAAACAGUGACGUGAUUUUUCUGAAGCUUCAUGCACCAUGGGAUGUUCUCUGUCGCUAUGCAGAGCUCAUGAACAUUCGCAUGCCUUUUAGGAGGAAAAUCUUUUACAUGCACCGACGGCACAAGUUCAUGAGCAGGAUGGAGAAGCGUAUCAACAAAUUUCGUGGCUGGCUUCCCCGCAAGCCCAUGAAGUUUGACAACAACACUCUGCCCGAUCUGGAGGAGAACGAGAGCUUUACUGCCCCCUUCAGUCGAUCAAGGAUACAUCAUUUCAUCAUCCACAACAAAGACACUUUUUUCAACAACGCCACCAGAAGUCGCAUUGUCCACCACAUCCUGCAGAGGGUCAAAUAUGAGGAGGGUAAAAAUAAAAUGGGGAUUAAUCGUCUUCUGAGCAAUAAUUCAUAUGAGGCUGCUUUCCCUCUUCAUGAGGGGAGGUACCACAGCAAAAACUCCAUCAGAACACACGGAGCAGAGAACCACCGGCACCUGCUGUACGAGUGUUGGGCCUGGUGGGGAGUUUGGUACAAGUACCAACCACUUGACCUCAUCAGGAGGUAUUUUGGGGAGAAGAUCGGUCUGUACUUUGCCUGGCUCGGCUGGUACACGGGGAUGCUUUUUCCUGCAGCUCUGGUUGGCCUUUUGGUAUUCCUGUAUGGCAUCUUUACUCUGGAGCACUGCCAGGUCAGUAAGGAAAUCUGCCAGGCCACUGACAUCAUCAUGUGCCCCAUCUGUGACCAGUACUGCCCCUACCUAAGACUGUCAGACAGCUGCAUCUAUGCCAAGGUCACCCAUCUUUUCGACAAUGGGGCAACUGUUUUCUUUGCUGUAUUCAUGGCUGUUUGGGCAACAGUCUUCCUGGAGUUCUGGAAAAGACGCAGAGCUGUCCUCGCAUACGAUUGGGACCUCAUUGACUGGGAGGAAGAGGAGGAUGAAAUACGCCCCCAGUUUGAGGCCAAAUACUCUAAGAAGGAGAGGAUGAACCCCAUAUCUGGAAAACCAGAACCUUACCAGGCCUUCACUGACAAAUACAGUCGCCUCAUCGUCUCAGCAUCCGGGAUCUUCUUCAUGAUACUGGUCGUGAUUGCUGCUGUGUUUGGCAUCGUCAUUUACCGUGUGAUCACCGUCAGCACCUUCGCCGCCUUCGGCUGGGCUCUCAUCAGGAACAACUCUCAGGUGGCAACCACAGGAACGGCAGUCUGCAUCAACUUCUGUGUCAUCAUGCUCCUCAACGUGCUCUAUGAAAAAGUUGCUCUUCUUCUUACUAAUUUGGAACAGCCAAGAACAGAGUCAGAGUGGGAGAACAGCUUUACCCUCAAGAUGUUCCUUUUUCAGUUUGUCAAUCUCAACAGUUCAACUUUCUACAUUGCCUUCUUUUUGGGAAGAUUUACAGGCCGGCCUGGUGCAUAUCUACGCCUCAUCAAUCGCUGGAAACUGGAAGAAUGUCACCCCAGUGGAUGUCUCAUUGACCUCUGUAUGCAGAUGGGGAUCAUCAUGGUGCUAAAACAGACCUGGAACAAUUUCAUGGAGCUCGGCUACCCGUUGGUCCAAAACUGGUGGACACGGCGGAGGCUGAGGAGAGAGCACGGACAGAAAGCCAAGGCCAGCUUCCCACAGUGGGAGAGAGAUUACAACCUACAGCCAAUGAAUGCCUAUGGACUUUUUGAUGAAUACUUAGAAAUGAUUUUGCAGUUUGGCUUCACCACCAUUUUUGUGGCAGCUUUCCCCCUGGCCCCUCUGUUAGCGCUGCUCAACAACGUCAUUGAGAUUCGCUUAGACGCCUACAAGUUUGUCACACAGUGGCGGCGACCUCUGCCCUCACAAGCCAAAGACAUAGGGAUCUGGUAUGGCAUUCUGGAGGGCAUCGGCAUCUUGUCUGUCAUCACCAACGCCUUUGUCAUCGCUGUUACCUCAGAUUUCAUCCCUCGCCUUGUUUAUGCCUACAAAUAUGGCCCUUGUGCUGGUCAGGGACGAGCAGGGGAGGGGUGUAUGAUGGGUUAUGUCAACGCCAGUCUUUCAGUAUUCCGAGUGUCUGACUUUGAGAAGAGAUCACAGCCCAAAACAUCUGGCACCGAGCUGUUUGGAGAAUCUGUGAAGUAUUGCAGGUAUCGUGACUACAGGGAGCCUCCAGACUCUGCUGAGCCCUACUCAUACACUCUGCAGUUCUGGCACGUCCUGGCAGCCCGGCUGGCAUUCAUCAUUGUAUUUGAGCAUAUGGUCUUUGCCAUCAAGACCCUGAUCGCAUACUUGAUCCCCGACCUUCCCAAAGACCUGCGGGACAGAAUGCGCAGGGAGAAAUACCUGAUCCAGGAGAUGAUGUAUGAGGCAGAGUUGGAGAGACUGCAAAAGGAGAAAAACGAGAAGAACAAGAAAGACAGGGCCCAUCACAAGGAAUGGCCCUGAAUGCACCAAUUGGUUAUGAGCUGGUGUUUGGUUUUCACUGCACAGUGGAGGAAGGAAAGGAGUGCUGGGUUUCCUGCAUGAUACUGGACUCUCAUACCUUCCUCUUGCCAUGUCAGACCAGCGCCUCAUGGUGGACAAUUGAUGAACUGCACCCAGCAGAGCCGCAGUGACCACAGAGCCCAUGUGUCGACAGACAUAACGGAUAUGUCCUCUUGAGUAUUUGCUAGAGGAUUUUGCUACCUUUUUCUUCUGCAGAUAGUUUCUACCACGUUGGACUCACAGCAGCGUAUGUCUUCAGAUCCUGAAUGUAGAUUUCAAGCAAGACUAAACUUUUACAGAUUUCUUGUCUUAGUUGAGAGAGAUUACUCUCCCAAACUUACUGAAUGACAAACCCUGUUUACAUUUCUUCUUGUUUGAGGAGUUCACAUUUUCUUUGUUGUAAAUAAGCAUAUUUAAAUGAAUGUCAGGCCAUCUGCUCUGCUAAACUGUAGUGCAAUAAAAACUAGAGAAUGCAA
Micropterus salmoides (largemouth bass) is the source of this 5477-nucleotide messenger RNA. RefSeq names its product anoctamin-4-like. Bases 1534 to 4962 code for a protein of 1142 amino acids. Lineage: Eukaryota; Metazoa; Chordata; Actinopteri; Centrarchiformes; Centrarchidae. The transcript is spliced from 30 exons. Gene Ontology annotation, biological process: chloride transmembrane transport. Gene Ontology annotation, cellular component: plasma membrane. Gene Ontology annotation, molecular function: protein dimerization activity; chloride channel activity. The record is from RefSeq and is a predicted model, not a curated record.